CUUGGUGAAUUUCGAGCUGCGGGCACGUGCCAUGGUAAACAGAAGCAACAAAGAAGAAAGAAAGGAAGAAAAUUUGGCCGUCGCAGCGCGCACGGAGGCCUGGCUCCGGUGCUGGGUUGAACCGAGUCAUGACUGGCGUCGUCCGAAGCUCGUGAUUCGUUCCUAGACGCUCACUGAGUCGGCUCUCGCACAGUCAUGAGCAGUUCCAAGCCCGUCGGAGGCCCUCGCAUCCGGCUGGAGGGCGGUAGCGGUGGCUCCGUCGAUGGAGGCUAUCAGGAGAUCGCCGUUCGCUUCAAGAGUCCCAGCAACUCGACAAGCUACGAGAGCUUCGCGAGUCGUCAGCCUCCCGUGGCGUACACGGCCGUGCUGGGGCCGUACGGCGCCAGCGUGAGCGCUUCCAUCGAUGACGGCGACAGGGAGCCAGAGAUGAAGGUCGUCGAAGAGUGCAAGGGACACACGCCAUUAGACGACAUGGGGAUCAAGAUACACAACAAGCAGCCAACAAUUCGUCUCGUGCCCCGCUGUCGCGGCACGCCGUACGGUACCCAGUCGGGAGUAAUCAUCGACGACGAUUACUCCGAAGAUGAGGACUUGGUUCAACUGUCGCUUGAUGCACCUCCGGGCCUCCGCGUAAUCGGACGCUGCACCGACCACAGCGGUGGUGGCUCCUACUCUUACAUCGAGGAGCAAAUUAGCAUGCCACCCGCUGUAGGUCGCACCGGUCGCUGCCGCGACCACAAAGCAAAUCGCGGAGGUAUGGGAGGUGGUGUCCAAGACCACUCGGGCGCCUCUGAUCGUCAUGGACGCCUGCCGGCCAUCGCACACGUGAUAGGCGAGUGCCGGCACUUCCCCAACAUGUCCGAGACCGAGCUGUCGUACGAGGACGAUUAUCAGACGUGCAAGAUGUGUGUGCAAAUGUUACACGACAAGGGGAGAGACGGCGCUGCCGGAGGGGGCACAGGAGUUGGCCCAGUAACUUCGAAGUUGGCCCGCAAGUCGUCCAUAGUUCACAUAUACGCCGACGGUAGGGAGGGCGACGGCUCCAAGGGUCACAGAGAGAUACGUCUGUGCGAGAUGAGGGCCCGCCAGGCUAGUAAAAAGCCUUCGCCAGGACAACCGCAGGCAGCACCGCCUCCACCACCACCACCGUCUUACCGGGACAGGGAAAGAAAAUCCAGGGCACCGCACAAGGUGCCUUCUGGUUCUGGAAUGAAGUUUCGCUCGAAAAUAUUUUCACAGCCUGCAUCUAGGACACAGUCGCGCCCAUCUUCAAGCCCAUCACGUAGUCCUUCUAGCCCAACGCCCACACCUUCGAGGCCAUCGUCGAAACAGUCUUCUAGACACGCCAUUUCCAGUUCGCGUUCGCCAUCCCGGCCAGACUCGCGCUCUCCUUCCAUGGCGACAACUGCCAGGUUGGAAGUCGAGGACAUGUCUUCGGGCUCUUCGGAAGCGUCGAGCAUCGAGGUUCAAGUGAGCAAGCAGUGGGAGAGCAGCCGCCGCGACAAAGGUGACAGCGGACGCCGCGACAAAGGUGACACCGGGCGCCGCGACAUAGGUGACACUGCGCGCGAGAAGAGGAGCAGCGGUCGCUCUAUGUCGAAGAAGCCCAUGGCGCCGACGCCUCCACCGGAGAUACGUUACGCGAUGCAGGCCAAGUUGGCGUUGAGCAAGGCUUCCCUGGAAAGCGUCAAGCGGAAAAGUACCGACAAGAUCGGCGGCCUACCUCAUUCUGCACCCACCUCGGCCGAGAUGGUGAUGCGGGCCGCCUGGGAACAGUACUACCGCGAGUACGACAGGUACAAGGAAGAGAUGGCCGAAUGGGAGAACGUGCAGCGAAAGAUGCGGAAACAGCUGGCCCGCUUCAUGUCGGGUCCCAGCAAGCCGCCCGCGCCGCCUCCGGGAGUCCGGGAGACCACACCGGCGGCUUCCAAGACCGCGCUUGCACUUGCCCACGACCCGAACAGCACCAGCAUGAGCAACAGCGGCUCCAAUCAGCCUCCCAACCCCGACGAAGGAAUGCACAUAAGAAUCGGCCUGCCCGGCAGAAUGGUAAAGGGACGUCGAAGCAGGAGCUUCAGUGUUGGCCGGCCUAUCGAGGAUGCGCCGCCGUGCGUGCAAGCCAUAUACGCUCAUCCGGGAGCCUUCGGGCCACCCGGAAUGUUCGGCUCGCAGCCUUCCCUCGGCGGUCCACCGCCACCGUUCGGACCGCCUCCGCCGCAACAGCUUCCCCCUUUCGGUAGGCCACCUGGCCCUCCGUUUGGCCCGUUCGGCCGCCCUCGAAUGCCGAUGCUUAUGCCGCCGCCACAGCUCGGCCCGCCCGGUCCCUUCGGACCGCAGUUAGAGUAUAGCGGGAUGAGACCGCCUCGUCGCUCCAUGUCGCACAUAAGGCUCAACUUAAUGUGAACAAUGUGCACGUGAUGCGGACUA
Molecule: messenger RNA, 2427 nt
Organism: Rhipicephalus sanguineus (brown dog tick)
Lineage: Eukaryota; Metazoa; Arthropoda; Arachnida; Ixodida; Ixodidae
Product: serine/arginine repetitive matrix protein 1-like
Exons: 2
Coding region: 196-2403 (735 amino acids)
Source: RefSeq, a predicted model, not a curated record